This is a messenger RNA of Gekko japonicus, 836 nucleotides long. RefSeq names its product GTPase IMAP family member 1-like. The record is from RefSeq and is a predicted model, not a curated record. The coding region runs from base 114 to 830 and encodes 238 amino acids. Lineage: Eukaryota; Metazoa; Chordata; Lepidosauria; Squamata; Gekkonidae. The transcript is spliced from 4 exons. Gene Ontology annotation, molecular function: GTP binding.
CUCCCAUCUUCUCCACGUGGCCAGGGACAAUCGGAGAAGUCCCAACUCUGAGACCAAAGCUCUAGGAAAGGCUAAAGACAAUUAGCUCCAGAUCUCCCGGAGGAGGGCGAAUCAUGCUGGAACACGUCUUUCGGUGGUCGUUACAGCAGAUACAGUGGCUUAGAAGUUCCUUUGCAAUAAUAAUAAAUGCAGUUAUGAAAUAUGCUGGACCAGGAAGGAGCAUUUGUGAGAGUACCGAGGAACCAGAGCUGCGCAUCAUCCUUGUCGGGAAGACAGGAACAGGGAAAAGCGCAACGGGAAACACCAUCCUUGGGGAAGAGCAUUUUGACUCCAGGUUCGAAUUCACCCCAGUGACACAGACGUGCCAGACGGGUGUCAGAGAAUGGAAGGGGAAGCGAAUUGUUGUGAUCGACACACCACCGAUCUUCAGUUCUGGUUCCUCACUGGAUGCCCCUGAGAUUGUCAGGUGCCGCGAUCUCUCCCAGCCAGGCCCCCACGCUCUGGUGCUGGUGACCCAAAUGGGUCGUUUCACCGAGGAAGACUAUCAGUCGGCAGAGCAGGUGAAGAAGAUCUUUGGCAAAGAGGCCCGUGAAUACAUGAUUGUCGUGUUUACCCGCAGAGAAGAUUUGCGCAGUGAAAGUCUGGAAGAAUACGUAGAAAAGACAGGCAACAAGCACCUCCAGCGAGUGAUGAGUGAAUGCAGCAGCCGAUACUGUGGUCUGAACAACAGCGAAACAAGAGAAGUGCGGGGAAGACAAGCUGAGGAGCUGCUCGGGAAGAUUGAGGGGAUGGUGCAGAAGAAUCAAGGCAGGCCCUACCGUGCUGUGUAACUGGAG